Messenger RNA from Nothobranchius furzeri (turquoise killifish), 1723 nucleotides. It is a transcript of the gene mymk, whose product is annotated as myomaker, myoblast fusion factor. Gene Ontology annotation, cellular component: membrane. The record is from RefSeq and is a predicted model, not a curated record. NCBI's taxonomy places the organism in Eukaryota, Metazoa, Chordata, Actinopteri, Cyprinodontiformes, Nothobranchiidae.
UGCAUGGGAGUGUGUCUGCAGCAUAAAUGCAGCCUGGUCUGCUGACUAGACCCACACACACUCAGUCUCAGUAACUUGACUUUAGACGGACGACGUCGUCUGCUGGUGUUACCGUUUAUCUGAGGCAUGGGUGCUUUCAUAGCCAAGCUGCUGCUCCCGACCGUCAGCAGCCUGGUGUUCCUGCCCACAGCCAGCGUGGCUGCGAAGAGGGGCUUCCACAUGGAGGCCAUGGUCUACUUCUUCACCAUGUUCUUCACGGCGAUCUACCACGCGUGUGACGGGCCGGGCCUCUCAGUCCUGUGCUUCAUGAGAUACGACAUUCUGGAAUAUUUCAGUGUUUACAGCACGGCGCUCUCGAUGUGGGUCACGCUCACAGCUCUGGGAGACUUCGACGAACCUCAGCGCUCCAGCAUAACCAUGUUUGGAGUUCUGACCAUCGCUGUCAGGAUCUACCAGGACCGCUGGGGCUACGGGAUCUACUCCGGCCCGAUCGGGUCGGCUGUCUUCAUCAUCACCAUCAAAUGGCUGCAGAAGAUGAAACAGCUGAAGGCGGUUUACCCGGAGAAGACGGUUUACACGCAGCAGGUCGGUCCGGGCUGCUGCUUCGGCGCCCUGGCUCUGAUGCUCCGCUUCUACUUUGAGGAGUGGGACUACGCCUAUGUCCACAGCUUCUACCACCUGUCCCUGGCUGUCUCCUUUGUCCUGCUGCUGCCGAAGAAAAACCGUUACGGUGGAACGGGGCAGAGCGCCGUGAAGCUGAGCUGCAUGACCCUCUGCUGCUGCACCAUGACCCCUGGGACGUCCAAACAGAAGACAGAAAAGACCAAGAAGAAGUCGUCUCGCUCAUUGUGGACAAUACCCACCAGGAAGACGUUGUCGUCCGAGUCUGCUGCAUCCACCCUGCCCCUCUACACCCCCCCGCCCUCCACACCCAUCAAAGGGAUCAGCAUCAGUAAGCUCAAAGAGAUGAACGGCUGGAAGUGAACCCACAACCGCAGCUGUCCGUCAGUCAGACAGUAACGCACCGAAUCCCCGCCGCUCAUACACCCACCUGUGACUGGUAAGUAAAUCUACUGCAGCAGGAAACCGGAGACCACGUGGACGUUCCUCUCAGAGCCUGGCUUUUGGCCGGCGGAACAUUUGAGCAGAGGAGUCCACCAGCCACCGAUCCCGAAGGACGAAUAAACCAAAGUGACCUGACGUACAGGAGGCGAGUUAGGCCCGGGAGCAGAGGCCGAGGACGGAGCGGGACACACGCAGCACCGAGACGGCGGCUGAGACGAGCCAGUAAAACUGACUGGAAGAUUUAUGUGAAGAGCACACCGGCAUAUGGUUUAUCUCUCCCAAAUAUAUAAAUUGUCUUUAGAGAUGUUCCUCGGGGGGAAACGUCCGUCUGCUUCCCUCUUUCCAUCUUUCCUUCAUCCUCUUUAUUUUUCCUGUCUUGGGGAAGGGAACCACGCGUCUUGUGAGAAUUAUGAGACUGUAAAGCGACGGUUGAACGUCCUGCAGGUGCCAGAUGUGUCACGUGGAGCUGCAGACGUCGGCCUAGCGAAGGGAGCCGCCUGGACGCCCGUGUGUCUGAGGCACCGAGAUGUUUUCGGAUGAGCAGGUGUUUCAUGUUGUGUAAUACUGAUCUUUAUUGUAGCGUGCAUGAGCGGUUUGUAUUCUCUUUUAUUUUAUUUUUUGCCACGUUUUGAAAAUAAACAAAACCCUUCACUCUGAA